AUGGAAUUCCUUUUAAUUUGUAUUGCUUUAGUGGCUGCGGUACCUUUUGGCGAGGCAGUCGAUUGUAAGGAUAGACCUAAAGGCUUGGAAUAUAUGGAGCCUGAAGGUUGUUGGUGGGGUCCUGAAGUGUACGACUACGAUGCCCAAUUUGAAUGCGAAAAUUACAUGUUAAUGAAAAGGAGUACCGGCGCCUAUACGCCAGAGGGGCGAUUGUGCGUAAUGAACUGUGUCCUAACAGAUGGUGAGAUAUUGAAGGACAUGAAACUCGAUCGUCAGAAGUUCCUGCAGCAAGUCAAGAAAAGAACCCAUAUUGACUUCAAACCCUGGGAGACACCUGUGCAAAAUGCCAUCAAUAAAUGUUUCGAUUUUGCCGAUAAGAAGCUUGCAACUCUCAAUGGAAGCGACUUUGAUGAGGUAGAAAAAUGCAAUCCUGUCCCAAAAAGUCUCUAUAAUUGCAUCAGUAUUGAACUCUUAGUGAAUGGACCAAGAACAAAUGGUCCACCAGAUAUGUUUUGCUCGCAACUUAUAGAUUUUUACAAGACAUCCCUCGCGCAAUUCCUCUUCAUUGCAACACGUCCUUUUGAAGCUAACAUUUGGGAGUAUCUCGUUCAGGAAGUCACUGUUGGCUACUGUGCUGUUGGACUCACAAAGAUGCUGAUGUUGGCCAAGAGGCGGAAUGCCUUGUCCACCCUUCUGCGGUAUUUCCGUUCAAUUUGGCCAGAACGCGUAAACACCGAAUCAAGGAAGGAUACAGUGGAGUCCUAUAUGCAGUACAACACCCUCUUUGCCUUCUGGUUCUCCAUGCUUUCUGUGAUAAUGGGAUUAUUCUGGAACUUGGUUCCACUCGCUGAAAUGACAUUCAAGCUGAUAAGUUGGGAUAUUCAUGUGCGCCAGUUGCCCUUUAAUAUUUGGGUACCUUUUGACAAAUUUGGCCCAAUCUAUCCCUAUCUCUACGCCUACAUCCUCUAUUCAGCUCAUAUUGUGGUUGUCUAUCACAUUGCAUUUGAUUCUCUCUUCUGUAUCAGUGUCUCACACCUCUGUAUGCACUACCGACUCCUACAGGAAGAUUUCAAGGAAGCCAUCAAGAUGAAGGAAUGUGGGGAAUGUGAUAUCGAAAGGAGUGAAAUAUCCCUCAAAAUGUGCAUCAAUAAACAUCAAUCACUCGCCCAUAUUCGCGAUGAUAUUGAUCGCAUUUUUACAGAUGUUAUUUUCAUGAACUUCUUCAUUAGUUCUAUCAAUAUAUGCUGUGUAGGAUUCCUUGUGGCCACAAAUCCAUUUUAUCACGCCGCUAAAUUCUUUAUGCUCUUUCUCUGUUACCUCAUUGAAUUAUUCCUCUUCUGCUGGUUUGGUCAAGAGCUCAUAGACAAUAGCUUAUUGAUUGCAAAUAAUGCAUUUGAAUGCCCAUGGUACUGCGCUUCGAAUAAAUUCAAAAAUAUGCUAAUCUACGUGAUUCAUCGUAGUCAAAAUCCCGUCUUGCUAAAUGCCCUAAAAUUCUGGGAAAUUAGCCUUAAAAGUUUCACCAAAAUUCUAAGUGCAUCAUGGUCCUACUUUGCACUCCUCAACACUGCCCUAGGAGAAUUACCUUACAUGAGGCAUGAAGGUGGAAUUUAG
Messenger RNA from Lutzomyia longipalpis, 1611 nucleotides. Its product is annotated as odorant receptor 4-like. NCBI's taxonomy places the organism in Eukaryota, Metazoa, Arthropoda, Insecta, Diptera, Psychodidae. The coding region runs from base 1 to 1611 and encodes 536 amino acids. Gene Ontology annotation, molecular function: olfactory receptor activity; odorant binding. The transcript is spliced from 5 exons. Gene Ontology annotation, cellular component: plasma membrane. Gene Ontology annotation, biological process: detection of chemical stimulus involved in sensory perception of smell; sensory perception of smell. The record is from RefSeq and is a predicted model, not a curated record.